ACAUAUAAAUGAGACAUCAGAUAAACAUGCUGAAUAUUGUACCAGGAAGUUAAAGAGCAGUAAAACAGCAGGCGUCCAGUCUCUGGUUCCUCAUUGCAGUGUGUGUUUUUCCUCUGUGUGUGUGCUCGCAUGGCUGAUUCCUCUCUCAAAUUAUUUGCUUUAAAUGCUUGAAGUUAACACAACUUUAUCUGACAUUUGACAGGAAACAUGGGUUGUAAAAAAUCCAAGUUGGAUGAUGACCAAAAUGGAGGUGUGCUUGAUAUGAACAAACAGCAGCCCGUACGUACUGACCAAACUCAUUAUGUGAGAGAUCCAACCUACCGUAAGCCUCCUAUAAAUAAUCCAAACACAGAGCUCCUACCUGGUCAGGUGUUUCAAAAAUUGGAAGAGUCAGCUAAAAUAGUCAUCGCCCUGUACCCCUAUGAAGCUAUACACCCUGAUGAUCUAGGUUUUAAAAAAGGAGAAAAAUUAAAGGUUCUAGAAGAGCAUGGCGAGUGGUGGAAGGCAAAAUCAUUGAGCACAAGAAAGGAAGGAUUUAUUCCAUCAAACUAUGUUGGACAAGCAGACACUAUGGAGACAGAAGAGUGGUUUUUCAAAGACAUCACUAGAAAGGAUGCAGAGAGACAGCUAUUAGCACCUGCUAACAAACCCGGAUCUUACCUCCUACGAGAGAGUGAAACAUCAAAAGGAAGUUAUUCGCUGUCGAUUAGAGACAAGGAUGCUCAGGGGUCAGACGUUGUUAAACAUUACAAGAUCAGAUCCCUGGAUAAUGGCGGCUACUACAUAUCUCCAAAAAUUACAUUCACUGACAUCAGCAGCAUGAUUAAACAUUACCACAAACAAGCAGAUGGACUGUGUCGAAAGUUAGAGAAAUGUUGCGAGAAGCCCAAAGCACAAAAACCGUGGGACAAAGAUGCCUGGGAAAUCUCCAAAGAAUCCAUUAAGAUGGUGAAGAAGCUUGGAGCAGGGCAGUUUGGCGAGGUCUGGAUGGCUUACUACAAUAACAGCACAAAAGUGGCGGUGAAAACACUGAAGCCGGGCACAAUGUCAGUGGAGGCUUUCCUAGAGGAGGCAAACCUUAUGAAAACCUUACAGCAUGAUAGACUGGUGCGCCUUUAUGCAGUGGUCACCAAAACUGAGCCCAUCUACAUCAUCACUGAAUUCAUGGCAAAUGGAAGCUUAUUGGACUUUUUGAAAAGUGACACAGGCUCCAAAACACAGUUACCAAAGCUAAUAGAUUUUUCAGCGCAGAUAGCAGAAGGUAUGGCCUACAUCGAGAAGAAGAAUUAUAUUCACCGAGACUUGAGAGCAGCUAACGUGUUGGUUUCAGAGAGUCUAUUGUGCAAAAUAGCUGAUUUUGGCCUGGCCCGAGUUAUUGAGGAUGACCAAUAUACAGCCAGAGAGGGAGCAAAGUUUCCCAUUAAAUGGACGGCACCUGAGGCAAUCAACUAUGGCUCUUUCACCAUUAAAUCAGAUAUGUGGUCUUUUGGAGUUCUCCUCUAUGAGAUUAUAACAUAUGGAAAAAUCCCUUAUCCAGGCAUGAGUAAUAGUGAGGUCAUGAGCUCUAUCCAGAGAGGCUACCGGAUGCCCCGCCCUGAAAGCUGCCCGCCUGAACUUUAUGACAUCAUGAACUCUUGUUGGAAGAAUAAACCGGAGGACCGUCCCACAUUUGACUAUAUUCAGAGUGUACUGGAUGACUUUUACACAGCCACUGAGGGCCAGUACCAGCAGCAACCAUGAGCCUGCACAGCCGUUUUCACCAUCUUUGUACUGUUUCAUGACGAUCAAUGAUUUAUCUGUAGAUUUAUGUAUUAAUAUGUAACUAAUUGAUUCAUUUAAUCAGUCUGCUUACUUUUAAGUAAGAAAGGUUAAUAUUUUCUACCUCUGCUUCAAAUUGAAGUUUUAAUUGCCUGUUUUGCUCUUAUCCUUUAAUAUUUCACACUUUAGUGGCUAUGUUUGCAAACAAUUUUUGCAAUGAAAAUAUAUCAUUAAAAUAUAUACAGUCAAUGUACAAACACCUUGCAGAAUCUGCAAAAUGUAAUCGAUGAAAAAUCGAUGUUUGUUUUAAAUUUAAUACUGCAUUGAAUAUGUUCUUCCAAGUAAGAUGUUUACAUACAGUCCACAACGCACAUUAAUAAUAUUAAUUAAAUAUUAAAAUUGUUUUUAUGAUUUGUCCCCUGUUUAAGAUACAAAUUCCCAGCUGUAAAUGUAGCUUUAUGUAUGCUUGUGGGCUCUCAAGACCAAAUGUGGAAUAUAAAUGUUUGACCUGAGCCAUUAAACUGCCCACUGGUCUUCAAAAAAUCCUCCAGGCUCUUUAUGUAUGUAAACUGUAACCUCUGUUAUGUAAAAACAGCUUAUUCAGGGCAGUACUAAAUAAAAAACAAACUACACUUUUUAUAAUUCAUCCAUUUAAUUAUUAACAUUUUGCCGAUUCUGCAAGCAUUUAUAACUCCAACUGUAUAUAUUAAACCAUGCAAUGCAAUAACAAGGAUUAAUCCUAUUAUUUACACACAUGUACAUAUUUUUUAGUUUAGCUUUGUUUUAAAUAACAAAGGCAAGAUGAAAUCCAUGCACUGCAAACCAAGUGUGCACGAGCACAAGACAUUCAGUUGUUUAAAAGCUUUGUUUGUAUUUUCAGGCAGUUUAAAAUACAAAAAAAUCAUACUUUACUUAAAAAUUACAGAGUUAUAUAUUUUUAAUAAAUGUAAUGUGUAAUUAA
This is a messenger RNA of Misgurnus anguillicaudatus (oriental weatherfish), 2719 nucleotides long. RefSeq names its product LYN proto-oncogene, Src family tyrosine kinase (gene lyn). Gene Ontology annotation, molecular function: protein binding; protein tyrosine kinase activity; ATP binding. The record is from RefSeq and is a predicted model, not a curated record. Gene Ontology annotation, biological process: protein phosphorylation. NCBI's taxonomy places the organism in Eukaryota, Metazoa, Chordata, Actinopteri, Cypriniformes, Cobitidae.